Molecule: messenger RNA, 395 nt
Organism: Racocetra persica
Lineage: Eukaryota; Fungi; Glomeromycota; Glomeromycetes; Diversisporales; Gigasporaceae
Source: the annotation of a GenBank genome assembly
CUACUUGGUUAAUUGCCGCUUGGUUAGCUACUACUUGGUUAGUUGCUGCUUGGUUAGCUGUCACUUGGUUAGUUGCUACUAAUCAAAAAAAAAAAAAAUCAGUAUUAGUGAAUCUUAAUGAAACAAAUUUCAAAAAUAUCUCUGAACUUACAAAAAACCACGUAUUAUUGAGGUUGUAUGAUGUUGACGGUUAUAUUAAUAAGAAAAGUGGGGCCGGCGACGUUAGCAAACCUGCAUUUUGCUAUACUUAUAAACUUCAAGAACGAGUUGAUUAUAGAAAAGUAUCAACUGAUUAUAAAACUACUUGCUUGAAACUUCCUAGUUUCAUAAGGAUUCAUCAUAUUAUAAAGACAAUUCAUGUAAAUUUAUCAUGUGAAACCCGUGAAAACGUUUAA